AUGGCAAUGUCCAGCAUGCCCUCCUCAUCCUCCUCUGCCAGCAUGUCCGGCAUGGACCACGGCUCAAUGCCAGGCAUGGACCACGGCAGCACGGGCAUGACCAUGGUGUUCUUCACGGCCACCGACACGCCGCUCUACUCGACGGCGUUCACCCCUCACACGACGGGACAGUACGCUGGGAUCUGCGUCUUCCUCAUCGCGCUGGCAUUCAUCUUCCGCGGGCUGAUAGCGCUGCGAUGUAAUGCUCUAACGCUGUGGGCGAUGUGGAGGCGGAGGCAGGAUACGAGGAUUCUGCUGCGGGAGCCGGUGAAUGAGCGGUUGGCCAAGCUGGCGGAUCGGCCGUGGAGGAUCAACGAGGCUGCGGCGAUUGCGGUGUUGGAUGUGAUUUUGGUUGGGGUGGGGUACUUGCUGAUGCUGGCGGUCAUGACGAUGAAUGUGGGCUACUUCAUGUCGGUGCUCGGAGGCACGUUCUUGGGAAGUUUCAUUGUCGGGAGAUGGACGGGUGCUGCUGUAGUACACUAG
Molecule: messenger RNA, 522 nt
Organism: Saxophila tyrrhenica
Lineage: Eukaryota; Fungi; Ascomycota; Dothideomycetes; Mycosphaerellales; Extremaceae
Exons: 2
Coding region: 1-522 (173 amino acids)
Biological process (GO): copper ion transmembrane transport
Cellular component (GO): plasma membrane
Molecular function (GO): copper ion transmembrane transporter activity
Source: RefSeq, a predicted model, not a curated record